AUGGCAGUCGCUGAUAUCACUAAUGAAGAUCAGGACAUGCAGAGCCCUGUGAGCAUGGACCAAAUCGGAGCUCACUUAGCAUCAUUACGAAAUCAUGAUUUCCCACAGCUCGCUUCCAACGUCUAUCUCGAUCAUGCGGGAACUACUCUGCCCGCAAAGAGCCUUAUCGAUGCUUAUACAGCAGAUAUAUCGGCUACUCUAUAUGGAAAUCCUCAUUCAUUCUCUUCUCCUUCGGCUGUCGCUACUGCCAAACGUUUGGCUAGCGUUAGAGCUAGGAUACUAAAGCACUUGAACACAUCAUCAAAAGACUAUUCAGUCAUAUUCACAGCAAACACAACAGCUGCUCUCAAACUCCUCGGUGAAAGCUUGAACUGGGACGCUGACAACAACUACUACUACCUAUCUGCCUCACAUACUUCUGUACUCGGUAUACGGCAAUCGAUUGCUUAUGCUAGACGGCAUCUUCCAAACAAUGGAGACGUCAAAGCUAUGACUCCUAAUGAUGUAGAGGCUUGGAUAUCUUCGGCUGAUAGUAGUAGUAGUAAUAGUAUACAAGAUACCGACCACGUGAAUCUAUUCGCAUACCCUGCACAAUGUAAUUUCAGUGGAACGCGUUAUCCUCUAGAUUGGGUAAAUCAAGUGAAAUCAAUCAAAGGCGGUUUACCGUGGAAGGUGUUGCUAGAUAUCGCAGCUUAUUCGACUACUACUCCAAUGGAGUUGAGUAAAUAUCCGGCUGAUUUCGCAGUCUUAUCUUUUUACAAGAUGUUUGGCUUCCCAACAAACCUAGGAGCCCUCAUAGUCCGCAACGACGCUCUCCCUCAUAUGCACAAACGAUAUUUCGGAGGUGGCUCCGUAUCAGCCAUAUCAUACAACAACCAAUGGCAACUAUAUCGUGAAUCAGCUGAAAAGUUCGAGGAUGGAACACUCCCAUUCCUAGAAAUCAUGGCUCUUCAUCAUGCCUUUGAGUAUAUAGAAACCAACAUUCCGCCAAGGCUUGGUAGUAAUCCAUGGAAUGUGAUACGAUCAUGGACUGCAUACCUGACUGAUUAUACGAGAGGGUAUAUGAAGAGUAUGAGGCAUGCCAAUUCGUCGCUUGUGUGUAAGAUAUAUGACCUUCAUACUGAUACUGGGGACAAUGAUGUAAUACGUGAUGAUCGAUAUACCCAAGGACCCGUAAUCGCAUUCAAUAUUAUGAAACCAGAUGGACUGACUUUUGUGGGCUACUCUGAAGUUGCCAAGAUGAGUGCCAUACAUGAUGUUCAUGUUCGUACAGGAUGCUUUUGUAAUCCUGGAGCAUGUCAGUUGUAUCUGGGGUUGAGUGAUGAGGAUGUGCAAGAGAAUGCUGAGAUACACGGCCACGUAUGCGGCGACGACAUGGACAUUGUAAACAACAAACCAACAGGCGCAAUCCGAAUCUCAUUUGGAUGGAUGAACACACUAGAAGAUUGCAAAGCAUGGCUCCGUUUCCUCUCUAAAUACUAUCAACUGAAUGCCAUCGAACAUCUCGAAAUCCAACCACUCCGUCAUGUACAAUCAACUGAAACAAACUGCACACUCUCAUCACUAUCCCUCUUCCCAAUAAAAUCAUGUGGUGGGUAUACACCAACUUCUGAAUGGCCGAUAGGUCCCGAGGGUCUACUGUAUGAUAGGAAUUGGAUGCUUGUUGAUGAGUCGGGGAUUGCAAUGUCGCAGAAACGGGUACCGAGAAUGUGUCUUAUUAAGCCUGUGAGGAUUGAUUUGCUGGCGUGUAUGAUGGUGCUGGAAGCUCCGGGGAUGGCUCAGUUGAAGAUUUAUAUGGGCGAGAGUGUGGAGGAGGCCGAGUCUGUUAGAGCAAGAGUUUGUGGUGAUCGAAUUCAAACAUUCAUCGAAACAAGAACAGACGUAUCGUCCUGGUUCUCCACCUUUCUUAACAUGCCAUGCCAACUCGUCAGAUGCAACAUGAACAUUGAAUCACGUCUAGACAAACGCUCCAAAAAAAAGCCCUACAACAAUACCACUACCAUAUCAUUAUCAUCAAUCGACACGUCGCCUAAAAUAGCAUUUGCAAACGAGUCCCAAUUCCUACUCGUGUCACUCCCAAGCUAUGAAAUGAUUCGUGAUGCCAUUACGACGAGUAAAGAAAAAGAUAGUAUGGACGUAUCGUGCUGGAGAGCUAAUAUCGUUGUCUCUGGGAAUGGGUUGGUGCCGUUUGGAGAAGAUGAGUGGAGUGGAAGGGAGAUUGAGAUUGAUGGACAGGUGUUUCAGGUUCAAGGACCAUGCAAUCGCUGUCAAAUGAUUUGUAUAAAUCAAGCUACUGGUGAAAGAUCUAAAGAGCCAUUCUCGACGUUAGCGUUGAAGAGGAAGCAGGAGGGCAAAAUCAACUUUGGACAACACUUGGCUCAUAUACCUUCAAAAUCAAGCAAACCAUACGUUAUUCGUACUGGUUCUCGCAUUCGUAUCUUGUAG
This is a messenger RNA of Synchytrium microbalum, 2445 nucleotides long. RefSeq lists its product as uncharacterized. Lineage: Eukaryota; Fungi; Chytridiomycota; Chytridiomycetes; Synchytriales; Synchytriaceae. The transcript has 7 exons. Bases 1 to 2445 code for a protein of 814 amino acids. Gene Ontology annotation, biological process: Mo-molybdopterin cofactor biosynthetic process. The record is from RefSeq and is a predicted model, not a curated record. Gene Ontology annotation, molecular function: molybdenum ion binding; molybdenum cofactor sulfurtransferase activity; pyridoxal phosphate binding.